AGCGCAGAAGUUACUUUGCUUUGUUAAUGCCAUUCGCUGCGCAUCAGGUUUCCCGACCGACACUGCGCAUACUCCAGCGCGUAGACAAACUUUUGGGUGAGAUAUGCAUACUAUGACAGCACAAGGAAGGGCCGAAGGCUCUCUGACGUAUCCUGCUGUGCUGUGGCUUCGCAGAUCCCCCGGAACUGCCCCAAGCCCUCCGCCCAUAGUGUCGCUGCGGAGGCGAGAGCUUCCUCCGUCGGAGUCCACGGACGACUCAUUCAUGAAGGACCUGAAGCGCCGCCUCAGUCUCAAGGCUCGGUUCAGUGACGACCUCUGCGGAUUAACGCCGGUGAUGCGUUCGGCGUCCGCCGAACCAAUACGUGUCGCGGCUGGUGCCGUUCAGUGCGACGCCGCUCAAGGCACUCCAGCAGAAGGUGGUCCACAGAAGGCGGAGGCUGUCGCCAAGGCGCAGCGGGACGCCGAACCGGCGACUACUGGAGUGACAUUCGGCACCAGUGUCCCUGUUCACGGGUUCACCGUGUCAACGAAACCAGCGAAAAGGCAGAUUGCGGAAAUCGAGCACCGGGAUGAAGGACCGGAGAAGGCGAUAGAAAAGGCUGCGGCAACUGACAAUACCUCGCAGUUGGGGCGGGAACGUCGCACCGAAAAAAGCCAGCCUCCAUUGCAGUUGGCCGAUAAAAGAGCCUACUUCAGCACAAUGCCGGACAGAAGCUCGUUGAACGCGGGCGCGCACAGCGCGAAGAGGAGGCGCGCAUCCUCGCCACCUGUUUUGAAAAGUUCCCGCAGUGAGGGCAGAACAGAGCCAAACAAGACGAAAACAGUCUUGCUUCCACCCGCUGCACAAGCCGAUAAGGCCGAGGGCAACGUGACUCGGCAAAGUCGGGUACCAGUCACAGUUGUCGCUGCCAGCACGAAUUUCGAGAAAAAGGGAAACGAAGUACAAUUGCAGUGUCCGGUACCGAACACUGCUAGCGUGCAGACAGAGUUGGAUGCCGCACAACAACUUUCAGAAAACAGCAACAUCGACAAGCGUCCCGCGCAGCCUGUUCCCAAGGGUACGAAUGCUUGUAUGAGCUCACCGGAAAUCGCUGACUGUAAGACACCUAGUCAGAAAGAAAGGCUGAAAGACGAGCUUGUCGAUGCUGGCGCGGGAAAAUUGCAGCAGAAGCAAAGUGACCACCUCAAUAUCGAAGAAGUCGGCGAAUUGGCUCGCCUACUUUCUAGACUGAUAAGAAAACACGAAUACUUAGAGCAUACUUCUUCAGCCGAAGACAACGCGAACAGCGCUCCCAAGCGGCCGCUCAACCGCAAGCGGGACAGGGCGAAACGUUCUCGCAGCGCCUACGGUACGAUGGAAAAGGGCUGCAAGGCCACAGAACCCACCGAAGAGAGUUCUGUAGGAAGCUCCCUUCAACAUUUCGCUGAAGUCAUCAUCGGCAAAGUUAAUCAGCAGUCAGUAACUCAGAAAUCGGGUUUGCCAGUUCAGCCUGACGUCUGCACGGCGGAACUUUCGCAGGAACCGACCCCUAAGCAAAAACUGCUUAGCGUGGAGGAAUUUGUGCGCAAGACAGCACAGCCGGAGGCACCAGAGCUGAUAGAGGCAGUGUCUGGUAAAAAUCUUGAUAAGAUGAAGAAAAAUACAUCCUUAGAGGUUGACCGGCCUUCUCUGAACCAGACCACAGAAAGCACCCUCAGUAAAAUGAAGUCACAAGAAGAGAUCACGCCUACAAAGCAGUCGUCGCUGCAGACUACAGUCAGAGAAAGCAGCGCUGACGAUGCAAAGUACGGCACUGACAGGAUAGGCGGGAGAACACCAAAGCCGAUACCAGUCAGCGUGCCUCAAGAUUAUCGCGGCUGGGUCACUAUAGGGGCCGCUUACGCUGCACAAAGACCGCCCAAGGGUGGGACAUCUUUAGGGCUGACCGAACUGGUCGGAAAUACCAGCGGAGCGAGUGACAUUUCGAUGACGUUCUCGGAUGGCGGUGGUAUCCAAAGCGUACUCCGAAAGAAGCCCUCGGUGUCGUCCACUCCGUCAGAGACUACACCAUCGCUUUCAGCGCAAAAGCCGUACCAGGAGUACAUGGCGAAGCAGCUUCAGCCUCCAGUGCACUUUGCCGACAGACCAUUUGCGGAAGUUCUCGCCAGCAUGGAGAGCGAGAUAACCAGCAUGUUCAAAGAUGACGUGACAACUGGCGUUCAGGGCCCCGAAAGAGGGCUGGACAAGUCGUCUCCAAGCAAGUCGUCUCCGCAAAGCUCGACCCAGUCGACCAUGAAUGAUGAGAAGCUCGAUGAAGCAGCCCUCGCGAGUUCGUCAAAAGGAGCCUCCGAAACGGACUCCAGUAGAGCCGUCGCCAGCGGAGACGUAGCCGAGACAUCGGGCCGCGUCGCAUCCACUGCAGCCCCGCCAGUCGGUAAGAUCCCGGUUUCGUCCAAGGCAGUGACGCCGACGACUUCGAUCGAGAGCGACGAGGCGUCCAAGGAGGCUCCUAGGGCGCUGCUCACCUUCUGCGACUCGGACGAGGGCUCGGUGCCACCGUCCGAGUCCAUGUCGCUUUCGUUCAUCUCCUCCAACUCCAGCUGCAACGCGGUGCACCGCCUAACCGAUCUGGCCGACCUUCCAAGGCUGCAGCACAGUGCGGCGGCGGCGACUCACGAGACGGGUGACGGCGGUGUCGUGCUAGGCAUGCCGCUACCCAGGCUGACGUCCUCGUCGGCGGCGCAGACGGAGAGCUCGCGGCAACCCGCGUCAUCGUUGACGGAGUGCGGCGCUCAGGCUCUGCUACUGACGGAGCCAGCGGGUCGUUCUGGCUGGCCUCAGCUCAGGAAGGCUCGGAGACGCGACGUCGGUCACCGUAUGUCUACGGACCGUCCAUGGACGGAGGACGUCAAGAAGGUUGUAAUGCUGGGCAACAAGCACUACCUGCGUCAGCAUGCGGGGCGCCGUCCCAUGGCCAAGUCGGCGACCACUUUUGACGAGACGCAGUGCGUGCUCUUCAAGAUCGAGGACCAUGUGCAGCCCGAUACGACGGCUUCACCAGUGGCCCGCAAUGCUCCGCACAGCAUGAGCAUGUCUGGCGAGCUGACUCGGGAAAGCUGCGAGUCCACACUGGAGCUGUUGCUCCGGCAGAGCACCUUUUCCUCGGGAAGGGACGCCGACACGCUGGCGUCUGACGAUAAUUUCGAGCAGCCGCUCAGGCUGAGUGACUUGGUCUUGCUGCAGCACCCGGAGGUUGGCCUCAGGAACAUUAUUUUAGUCGACUUUUCUAAGACUGCCGACGCGCCCUCGCUGACAGCACUUUCCUCGGCCGCGGCUACGCCUGCCGAGGGCGGAGCAGAGCGUCAAGGUGAGGCGCCGGAAGCUCAGCCCGAGGACAAGCAGGCGCCGGAUUUGAUCACCAACCACAAAUCCCGUGCCAAUGAGCCGAUGUUCGAGGAGACGCGUCUGACGGCAGCUGCAGUCGGAAUUUCGCGAGAGCCAUUUCUUGCUGCAACGGUGGCAGGAAGUAAAGGCUCGGACGCUCUCCGGAUGCCCCAGCGUCCGAGCCUCACCAAGUCGGCAACCAAGGCCACCGACCACGAGCGCCGGCUGGAGCAAGGAAGUGAGGGUGCGAGAAGGGGGGCCGCGGAAGCAGCAGCGGCCAGGGCGACGGAGCCGAUGGUUCGUUUCGCCGCGCCGCUGGCUUCGCAACACGUCGUCUUUCUGCCCGAUUGCGCAGUGGCCAUACGUCUUCCAAGUGGCGUGAUCCGGAGCGUACAUCCGGGGCAACAAGCCUUCGGCACUGCCUCACCGCAAGGCAGAGGGGCGAUCAGGGCCGACCACAGGACUCGGCAGCUUCUGCUGGCCACGGCCCUGGACGAACCCAGCUUCGAGUCCAUCUACAACGCCAUCUUGCAGCCGCCGCCCCGAGUGACCGUCGCUUUGGAGCCCAUUGCGCCGGGAGACGUUCCGAGCCCUGCAAGGGCGACUUCAUCAACACGGGCCGUCUCGUUCGACGACUCGCUCACCACCGUGGUGCCCCUGGAGCCCCCACCGGAGUCGUUCACGUACGACGCCGCCGACGCGACGGCGGAGUCCGAACCGGAGGCGCCUUCGCAGUGGCGCAAGGCGAGGCGCCGCUCUAGCCUCUGCCGCUCCUUGUCGGGCUCGCGUCUGCAGGCGCCGCCGGCGAGCUUCGGAAUCGAAGGUGCCGAAGUCGCGUUCGGCACAUCCCGCAAGGCGAUUAGGUUGGGCGGCUCUGGCCAGCUGGCCCCUGCGCUGCCUCGCCCUGGUGCCGCCAAGGACGCUGGCGCGGAAGGCGCGUUCCCAUCAGGCGGCGGCAGUGGUAGGCGCGACACCCCGACUCCGCUGAUGUCGCCUUUCUAUUCGUUCGAGGACACCGGCUCCGAGCUAUCCUUCCUGCCGGAGUCGAGCAAUUUCGACAGGUCAGGGUCGGCCGCGGCCUCGCAGCGCAGCGACGACCACAAGCAUCGCGACGAAGCCCAUGCCCCGCCGCCUGCAUGAAUUCGCGCCUGUGCGCUGCCAAUCGGCAGGAUAUGUUCUGGCUGCAUUCAAUUACGCGUAGUCAAUAAAUGCUCUGAGAAAAGCGAGUGCUAGCACAACUGGGCAACAGCUGUACGUGUCCAAUGAAGUCGGAGAUCCGUGCCCCUCCAAGUCAGUGCAACCCGUACAUUAUACAAUUUAGAUCUUCACCUAUACGUUCACCUUCUAAUAUAUAGCAAGCUCAUCAGGGGUCAAUUGUUUGUAUUACGUUCUAGUACCUUCGUGGACAUAUAAGACUGGGCUUUUUACAGACAUGCAGCCCAAAUAGCGCAAACCUUUCGUAUGGGCCCGUAUGGUGUCUUUCGACCAUGUGUAGAGAGUAUAUUGUAUUCACUGUCUUAUGAUGCGCUCCUUUGAUGUCGUCUAACCCAAUUCUCAGCGAAACACAUCGGAAGGAAUUAUUUGAUACAAUAAAGCAA
Dermacentor andersoni is the source of this 4962-nucleotide messenger RNA. RefSeq lists its product as uncharacterized. Lineage: Eukaryota; Metazoa; Arthropoda; Arachnida; Ixodida; Ixodidae. The record is from RefSeq and is a predicted model, not a curated record.